AGAGAGAGAGAGAGAGAGAGUGUGUGACACAAUGAAGGGUGACCAGCUUCCUCUUCAUGUGUUACUGUUCCCAUGUCUGGCUUUUGACCACGGUGCUUCCUCCUCCGUCCAACUCUCUAACUGGCUGUCUCACAACGGCAUCAACAUCACCUUCCUCUCUCCCACCUCCUUCAUCUCCAACGUCCGUUCCCUCCUUCACCCCAACAUCCGCCUUGUCAGCUACCACCUUCCUCCCGUCGCCGGAAUUCCGGCCGGCGUUGAACCAACUGUUGGUGAUCUGCCCUUGCUUGUGUCUCUCUUAGAGGCCGUAGAGUCCUGCAAACAACAGAUUACAGAUCAACUUUCCCAACUCUCCCCUCAAGUCGUUAUCUUCGACUUCAUCCACCACUGGCUCCCGCCGCUGGCUGAUUCCCUUGGAAUCAAGGCCGUCUUCUUCUACACCGGCAGCGCCGGGUCCGCCGCCUCGUGCCUCCGCACGAUAAGGCGUCUCCGCGCCAUCAAGCUUAUGCUCGCUGUGGAUCGAUUGCUUCCGUCAAGUCUCCUUGCAGCAUUUUCCGGCCUGAAGAGAUGCGAUGUUCGCGAUAUGCUGCAUUUUUUCAAAAGCCACCGCGGCGUGGCGUUCUCGUUCUACCAGCGGUUGGCGGCCACCAUAACGCUCAGCUCCGCCGUCGCCCUGAAGAGCGCCACAGAGAUCGAGAGGAAGACGAUCAAGUACCUCUCGUCCCGGUGCCCGAAGCGGCUGCUGCUCACCGGGACCCUCGUGUCAAAGGCUCCUCACGAAGGACUCGAGCCUCGGUGGGAUUGGGAAGAAUGGCUGAGCAAGUACCCAGCAGGAUCGGUGGUCUUCUGCUCGGUAGGCAGUGAGGUCGGUCUACCGGACGAGCAGUUUACCGAGAUAGUCGCCGGAUUGGAGAUGAGUGGCUUGCCAUUCUUGCUGAUCAUGGACCUUCCGCCGACGUCCAAAGCGAAGGUUGUGGUGGAAGAGAGGUUGGGAGGAAAAGGGAUGGUAUGUAAAGGGUGGAAGCAGAAGCAGCAGCAGCAGCACAUCUUGCGGCAUUCUUCCGUCGGAGUUUACGUCGGUCAUGGUGAACUGAGCUCGAUGCUGGAGGCGGUGGCCGGCGGGUGUCAAGUGGUGGUGCUGCCGACGAAAGGAGAUGUGGCUUCGGAUGCGAAGGUAAUGGUGGGGGAGCUUAAGGCUGGGGUGGCGGUCAAGGUGAGGAGAUCGUGCGGGGGCGGGAGGUUGACGAGGGAGGCAGUGUGCAGAGCCGUGGGACUACUGAUGUCGGAAGACUCCGAUAGGACAAAGAGGGUGAGGGCCAACAACGCCAAGCUCAGGGAGCUGCUGCUCAAUGAUAGCUCCCAACAGCACCACAUUCAAAAGUUCAUGGCGAAGCUCAGAGGGUUGAUGGUUUCUUAGAGCAUUAGUGACUAAAUGUCAUUGUCUUCAUAGAACCUUGUAACAUAGUGUUUCCUGAAUCUAUGUUUAAUUUUGAAGUAAAA
Messenger RNA from Nymphaea colorata (pocket water lily), 1500 nucleotides. RefSeq names its product anthocyanidin-3-O-glucoside rhamnosyltransferase-like. The coding region runs from base 32 to 1417 and encodes 461 amino acids. The record is from RefSeq and is a predicted model, not a curated record. The transcript has a single exon. Gene Ontology annotation, molecular function: UDP-glycosyltransferase activity. Lineage: Eukaryota; Viridiplantae; Streptophyta; Magnoliopsida; Nymphaeales; Nymphaeaceae.